Messenger RNA from Salvia splendens (bonfire salvia), 3557 nucleotides. RefSeq names its product putative disease resistance protein RGA1. The transcript is spliced from 4 exons. Gene Ontology annotation, molecular function: ADP binding; protein binding. The record is from RefSeq and is a predicted model, not a curated record. NCBI's taxonomy places the organism in Eukaryota, Viridiplantae, Streptophyta, Magnoliopsida, Lamiales, Lamiaceae. The coding region runs from base 394 to 3339 and encodes 981 amino acids.
UCAAUACUUGUAUUAAAGCGAACGUUAUCUUCACAUUCCAAAAGAUGGAAAAUGGAAUCAAUAAUUGUAUUAAAGCUGGAAAUAAAGAUGAUGGUUUGAUUUCCACCUUUAAACCAAGAUAAGAAAAUAUAAGGGAAAAAUACUUUAAUUGUUCUAAAUUUUGUGUUGUCGUCGUCCUCUGCAGCACCUCGUUGCCACCGUCGACCGCUACACAACCAUAGUUUGCCAGCCUUGCAGCACCUCCCGGACGCUCGUUGCCACCGUCGAUGACCGCUACACAACCAUAGUUUGCCAGCCCUGCAGCCAGCCUUAAACUUAAUCUCUAUCAGCCAGCAACGAUUUAGUCUACCGUGCAGGAUAAAUCCAAAAAAAAAACAGCUCCAAAUAACAUAAAUGGCGGAUGCUAUAGUUUCAGAAGUGGUGGGGAGAAUUGCAACUAUGUUAGAAGAUAAGAUUCGAUAUGAAGUCAAUUUGGUUAGAGGCGUGAAGGACGAACUUCGCUAUCUUUCAGAGAAGCUCAAGUCGAUCCAAAUGGUGUUGGAUGAUGCAGAAAAGAGAGGAGUGAAAGAUGAAAGUGUCAAAAGAUGGUUGAAGAAGCUCGAAGCUACGGCCUAUGAGAUGGAUGAUAUUUUGGAUGAAUGGAACUACUAUUCUCUUCUCAAAGAUAAGAUGGAACCUAAGCAAAAGAUAGGAUGCUCCUUCAUCAGAUCUUCUUGUUUAUGUUUCAAAAAAGUUUCAGUCCGUCGUGAUAUUGCCAAGAAAACUGAAAAUGUGAAAGCUAUGCUUGAACAGAUUUACGAGGAGAGAAAGAAAUUUGAUUUUGUCAUGGCUCCGCCUACAACUGAUCCCGUGCCCACACCUUGGCGAGUGCAAACCACACCUUUUAUUGACUUGACGAAAGUUCACGGGGUGGAUAUACAUAACAAAAAAGAAGACAUAGUGAGCAAACUAAUGCUUAAUGGUGGUCAUACCCAAGUUUUGUCUAUUGUUGGAACCGGGGGACUUGGGAAAACAACUCUUGCCAAACUUGUUUAUAAUGAUGAACGAGUGAAGGAUUGUUUUGAAUUAAGAAUAUGGAUUUGUGUUUCUGACCCAUUUGACGUGGCUGGGAUCGCAAUUGGAAUUGUUAACGAAGUGGGAAAAGAAACGAUUCCCCCAAAUUCCAACCAAUUGACACUGGUAUUAAAAAAGCUAGAGGCAUCCAUUUCGGGAAACAAGUUUCUUCUUGUGCUGGAUGAUGUUUGGACAGAAGACAACACCAAGUGGGAGCCUCUGAAAAUCAGUCUCCAAUGUGGUGCAGCAGGCAGUAAAAUUCUGGUGACAACGAGAAAGGAAACGGUAGCUAAGAUGGUCGGUACCUUAAACGAUGAUAUGUAUCACCCAAAUAAGCUUAGUGAAGAAGAAUGUUGGUCUUUAUUGUGUGACACAUCUCUUCUUGGAAAGAGUGAUGAAGAAUGUGGAAAAUUCGAGGUGUUUGGCAAAAAAAUAGCUAGAAAGUGCAAUGGAUUGCCUCUUGCUGCAGUUGUUUUGGGAACACUUUUGCAGUUCAAGGAUUUGGAAGGAUGGAAAGAUGUAGAGAAGAGUGAAAUAUGGCAAUUGGAGAAUGCAAAAGUAGAGCUUUUUCCUCAUUUGGUUUUAAGCUACAAUGAUUUGUCCCCGGCUCUUAAGCGUUGUUUUUCAUAUUGUGCCGUCUAUCCUAAAGAUCACCAAAUUCAUGCAAGGACUCUGAUAGAAGAGUGGAUGGCGCAAGGUUAUCUAGGUUCUGAUAGUGGAAAUGGAGCACUGGAACUCAAAGGGCGAGAGAACUUGAGAAAUUUAGCAAUGCGUUGUUUGAUUCAGGACAUUGAGAAAAGUGAGUCGGGGGAGCAGAUAGAAAGGUGUAAAAUGCAUGAUAUAGUACAUGAUUUUGCUAUGUUUCUUAGGAAGAAUGAUGACACAGAGAGAAGUUGUCAAGCUUGUGACUCUUCAUUGGUUUCUCAUGUCCAAGAAUAUCGGAGUCUUCCGUGGGACUAUGAACCACCAGUAGAUGAAAGAGACGGAAGUUUUCAAGUUUGUAAUUGCAUGAAAAGUCUUAGGGUGUUAAGAAUUAAGAAAAAUGUUAGUCUUAUUCCAGUAGGAAUAGAAAUGUUAAUUCACUUGAGAUGCUUGGAUUUUAGUUGGAUUGAAUUGCCAAAGGAUGACCUCGAAAUCAUAUGCAGGCUUUAUUUCUUGCAAACUCUUCUCUUAUCAUGUUGCGGCGUAACAGUGAUACCACGAGAAAUUGGAAAUUUGAAUCAAUUAAGACGACUUGACUUAAGUAUGAAUGGACUAGAAGUGAUUCCACAAGAAAUUGGGAAUUUGGUGAAGUUGAGAGAACUUGACUUAAGUCAUAAUUAUAGAAUGAAGGAGUUACCAGAGAGCAUUUGUAGUUUGGUUGAACUGCAAAUCUUGAAGAUUGAAGGCACUCGUAUCAACUGUGUGCCUGAAGCAUUAGGUGAGUUAAGUAAUCUCCACACACUGCAACUGUGCGAAUUUAAAGUUGGAAGUGAAUACAACAAGUUGGGUUUUCUGAAAACAGUAUACCGUUGUCUUACCGAAUCUCUACGAUUGGAAAUCUACUGGAGUAGUAUGAGUGAAAUGGAGGAAUUGGUUGAGGAUGCUCGACGAGCAGAGUUACAGACAGUCCUUCAAAAACUAAAAUCACUCAAUAUAUAUUUCAGGGGUAGGAUGAAUGAAAUGGAGCAAUCAUCAUCAUCAUCAAUGUGGAUGGAGGUAGCAGAAGCUCUCGUGCCUCAUCACAACUUGAAGAAAUUGGUAAUCAGGAGAUAUGAGGGCUCCAGGCUUCCGGAUUUUAUGUCAUCACCCCACAACUAUAUAAAAGAGAUUCAUCUGACUUUUUUGAGUGAGGUGUCAUCAUUGCCGGCUAUGGGGAAACUACCUUUCUUGGAAAUUCUUCAGUUUUAUCGUUUAGAUGAAUUGAUGUUUGUGGGAAGGGAGUUUAUAGGAAUAGAAUCUUCAUGUGAUGAUGUUGUUGUUGCAUUUCCUAAACUCGAGGUAUUGAAUUUUAGUAGAUGCUCCAAAUGGGAGGAGUGGGAGGACAUGACGGAGGAGGAAGAAGAAGAAGAAGAAUCUGCGGCCAUCUCCAUCAUGCCAUGUCUCACAAAAUUGACUAUCAGAUCGUGUACGAGGUUGAAGAAGCUGCCGCAUCGCCUCCUGCAUAAAGUCUCCUCGUCUUUGCAGUCCUUGAGUAUCAUUGAUUCAGCAGAGCUAGUAAAAACAUACGGAGAGGACAAGGAAGGUUCAGGUUGGAGAUCCAUAUCCCAACAUAAUCCCCAACUUCAACUUAAACUUCGCCUAUAGGUCUAAUGCAGACAUUUAUGUCUUUCUAUUUGUUUACCUUUUUUGAGAUUGAAUUUGGGAUUGCCAUAUGUAUUUUUCUUCUUUAGUUGUAAUUUUUUAUUAGACGGAUACUCUUUUUCCUUCAUGCUGUUUUUUCCUCUGGGUUUUUUUUACCAUGAAGGUUAUAAUGAGGUCCGGUCUUGAGUGAUCAUUCUGUGGUCUCCAAGGUUUAGGUUUUA